UAUGAACUACGUCUCAGAGGUUCCCUCAUCAAAAGGGUGUGGAGGAACUGCGCAUGUGCAUGACCGAGCUCUCUCGGAAGCGAAGUCGGCUUUAUCUAAGGGCUUCACAUCAAAAACCGAAAAUAAAAGAGACAUGUCAGGUUUUCUGGACGGAAUCCGGUGCGGAGACUGCGAGUGCAAUGUGGACUGGGGAGAGAGAAGAAACACCAUCGCAUCUAUAGCUGCUGGAGUGCUGUUCUUCACUGGUUGGUGGAUCAUCAUCGAUGCAGCAGUGAAAUAUCCUGAUGAGGGACAGUUUCAUCAUGCCUAUCACACUUGUGGAGUCAUCGCUACAGUGGCCUUUCUCAUGAUAAAUGCUGUUUCAAAUGGCCAAGUGAGAGGAGACAGCUACAGUGAAGGCUGCAUGGGACAGACAGGCGCACGAGUUUGGCUCUUCAUUGGCUUCAUGCUGGCUUUUGGUUCUCUCAUUGCCUCCAUGUGGAUUCUGUUCGGAGGAUUCGUAGUGCCUCAGAAGCCUGUCGUGUACCCCGGUAUUGCCGUUUUCUUCCAAAAUGCUUUCAUUUUCUUUGGGGGUUUGGUCUUCAAGUUUGGACGCACAGAGGAUCUGUGGCAGUAAUGGACCGUGUGUCUUUAUGUCCACUGUUAUACUCUUUGCUUUCUAUAUUGUAUGAGACAGUAUGCUUUAGUGGUUAUUCACUUUAUAUAUAUAUAUAAAAGCUUUUUUAGCAUUAAAAUUAACAGGUUUAAUUUAUAUCAUUUGCUGUAAAUGGCUAAUUCAUAACUAAGCACAAAUUUUAAUAGAUUCCUUGGAAGUUUGAAUAUUUUCAAAUGUGACACAUCUUUGAAUGUGUAUGUUUGCACUCAGACUGCGUAUCCAUGUAGUAAGAAUGGUUUACAACUUGUGUAUACCAAAAUAUGUAUUUUGGGAGAUUAACUUCCCUGAACUGUUCAUGUUUCCUUUGGUUAUCCUCACUUCUGUGACAUUUAAUUUGAACUGUUUUGUUGGGUGGAAAUUACAUAAAUGAUUAUGGUUCAAAAUAUAUUGAGA
Messenger RNA from Xiphias gladius (swordfish), 1048 nucleotides. It is a transcript of the gene tmem50a, whose product is annotated as transmembrane protein 50A. Bases 2 to 616 code for a protein of 204 amino acids. The transcript has 7 exons. The record is from RefSeq and is a predicted model, not a curated record. Gene Ontology annotation, biological process: late endosome to vacuole transport via multivesicular body sorting pathway; protein targeting to vacuole. NCBI's taxonomy places the organism in Eukaryota, Metazoa, Chordata, Actinopteri, Istiophoriformes, Xiphiidae.